Molecule: messenger RNA, 5253 nt
Organism: Microtus oregoni (creeping vole)
Lineage: Eukaryota; Metazoa; Chordata; Mammalia; Rodentia; Cricetidae
Product: cyclin-dependent kinase 14
Exons: 15
Coding region: 467-1876 (469 amino acids)
Biological process (GO): protein phosphorylation
Cellular component (GO): cytosol; nucleus; cytoplasm
Molecular function (GO): cyclin binding; cyclin-dependent protein serine/threonine kinase activity; ATP binding
Source: RefSeq, a predicted model, not a curated record
AGCGGGGUCGUGCCGGGGUCCCGCGCGCCAGGCCUGGGGCCAAAGGAGCCACGGCUCUCGGGGCGGCACUGCGCCUCGGACUGGGAACUUGUCCCGCGAGCGUCUCCCGCAGCCGCCCGCGCCUCUUCCGGCCGCCGCUCCAGCUCCUUUAGCCGGCCGCGGCCGCCGCGCCGCUCUGCCUUACAAAGGAGGACGAAUGAGGCGGGCGGCGGCGCGGUGCGGGCCCCCCCGGGCGGCGGGGAUGGCGGCCGCCCCCGGCACCACCUAAGACGCCCCCCGCGCCCAGCUUCGGCCCAGGCCCGAGCCCCGCAGGCGGCCGAGCGCUGCGUGUCGCCCGUGGCCCGCGAGGAGGCGGAGGAGCAGGGCGAGGCGCCGCCUUCCCCGCGCACUGCCGCGCGCCCUCGCCGUUGUCUGCGCUGCGCGCUGGACCAGUUUCGCGAAGUUGCCCGGGCCCCGCGCCGCCCAGAUGUGCGACCUCAUUGAGCCUCAGCCGAGCGAGAAGAUCGGCAGGAUGAAGAAGUUGAGGAGAACUUUGUCAGAGAGUUUCAGCCGCAUCGCUCUGAAGAAAGAUGACAGCGCCUUUGACGAGAUAUGUGUCACAAAGAUGUCUACACGGAACUGCCAGGGGACAGAUUCAGUGAUCAAGCACCUGGACACCAUCCCUGAGGACAAAAAAGUCAGAGUCCAGAGGACGCAGAGCACCUUCGACCCAUUCGAGAAGCCUGCCAACCAAGUCAAAAGGGUGCAUUCUGAGAAUAAUGCCUGCAUUAACUUCAAGUCCUCCUUGGCUGGCAAAGAGUCACCCAAAGUGCGGCGGCACUCCAGCCCCAGCUCGCCAACAAGUCCCAAGUUUGGAAAAGCUGACUCCUAUGAAAAACUGGAGAAACUAGGAGAAGGAUCUUAUGCAACAGUCUACAAAGGGAAAAGCAAGGUAAACGGGAAGCUGGUGGCUCUAAAGGUGAUCAGACUGCAGGAGGAAGAGGGGACGCCGUUCACGGCCAUCAGGGAAGCGUCGCUGUUGAAAGGCUUGAAGCACGCAAACAUCGUGUUGCUUCAUGACAUCAUCCACACCAAGGAGACGCUGACGCUUGUCUUUGAGUACGUGCACACUGAUUUAUGUCAGUACAUGGACAAGCACCCCGGAGGGCUCCAUCCAGAGAAUGUGAAGUUGUUUUUAUUUCAGUUGCUGCGAGGACUGUCGUACAUCCACCAGCGGUAUAUCCUGCACAGAGACCUGAAACCACAAAACCUUCUCAUCAGUGACACGGGGGAGCUGAAGCUGGCAGACUUCGGUCUUGCAAGAGCAAAAUCCGUCCCUAGCCACACGUAUUCCAAUGAAGUGGUUACCUUGUGGUACAGACCUCCAGAUGUUCUCCUGGGCUCCACAGAAUAUUCCACCUGCCUUGACAUGUGGGGAGUCGGCUGCAUCUUUGUUGAGAUGAUCCAGGGAGUCGCCGCUUUUCCAGGGAUGAAAGACAUUCAGGAUCAACUUGAACGAAUAUUUCUGGUUCUUGGAACACCCAAUGAAGACACAUGGCCGGGAGUUCAUUCUUUACCGCAUUUUAAGCCAGAGCGCUUUACCGUGUACAGUUCUAAAAGCCUCAGACAAGCAUGGAAUAAGCUCAGCUAUGUAAAUCAUGCCGAAGAUUUGGCUUCCAAGCUUCUACAGUGUUCCCCAAAGAACAGGCUAUCUGCACAGGCCGCCUUGAGCCACGAGUAUUUCAGCGAUCUGCCCCCGCGGCUAUGGGAGCUGACCGAUAUGUCUUCUAUUUUUACGGUCCCUAAUGUGAGAUUGCAGCCGGAAGCUGGAGACAGUAUGAGGGCCUUUGGGAAAAACAAUAGUUAUGGCAAAAGUCUAUCGAACAGCAAGCACUGACAAGCCCGGCAUUCUCAGGAGAGCACAGGAUUAAGUUGUCAUCAUUCUGAGAAGAAAAAGAAGAAGAAAAAAAUACAAAAAGAAAAGACCACUAAUGAAGUGGCCCACAGUGCUGGGCUCCUGGACCAGUUCCCUUCUGCCCCCUGUGGUGGAUUUCACUUACAAGAAAAUUGAAACUGGCAAGACCCUGUUUUCUCUGCAAUUUAUUUAAAACCUUGCACGCAUUUGGAUACCUUGUGAUUUCCAAGAACUAUGUGAAGAUUACGCUUUGCUUACUGAUACGUGGCAUGUAUCCUUUUCAGUCUUUUGUGUUUGAUUCUGUUUGAUUUCCCUCUGCUGCACAGUAUCUCUGUGACGGGUUUUAUGCUUUCACCAGCCAUGUCUUAAAUACAUUAAGACAACACAUUUGGUGUUCACACUUCCUCUGUAAUGUCUGCACUUGAAAGCCACACAGUGGCAUGAAACAAUGUGUGUUUUCUUUGAGAACAGAAUACAUUGUGCAACCACCAGGAAGGACAUUCUUAUUGCUAAAACAAACCCCAUGUUCUGACUGACUAGACACCAUGGUCCCAGACAGCAGGACCCGACGACUUGUUGCUUACCUUCGAAGACAUUUGGAAAUGUGGGCUUUCUUUUAUUAUUGGAAUUGUCCCCACAUUUAUGGGUGCCCAGAACUGCUUAGCAUUUCCAAUGGCAUGGCUGUUUCUGAGCAGGCUGUAGCUAGAGAAACAAGCACCAAGAACAAGGAUGAAGAUGAAGGCUUCUUUUUUCUUUUUUCUUUUUUAACCUGUAGAAAGCAAGUCAGUUUUUACAUGUGUUCUGGGUCUUGUCAACAUCUGAUUUCUUUUCCCCAUCAGCUCUGUUACGCUCUGUGUUUUUUAACUGGAGAAAAUAGUGAGGAAUAUCUUUCUUAAAACUUGGGUGCAAAAAAAACAAUUUGUCUGUCAGGGCGAGUCCUGGGAGCCGUCUUUGCCAAUUAAUGCUUAAAAAGCAAGUUUAAAAAUUAUCUAGAGUUAAAAUUUUGCUCACUUACAACAAAGCACCUUUGAAUCAGAUUGUUCAGACAUAUUCCAAGCCGCUCAGAAGGCACCGCUGGGUACCAGACUUUAAACCACUCUCCCGUAAUAAGUGUUCAAACUCAGUUCUUAAACAAUGCGGGAAUUUUGCUUUAAAAAUAGAAAUGGCAAAGAAAGGCCUGGAUUCCCUUGUUUUAAGGCACUCUGGGGCUUUGGAAGAUGAAGUCUGUGUCACUGGGCACACAUUGCACCUUGGUCUGGGGGGAGCUGCCCGGUGCAGGUGUCUCCCACAGUCAGCCUCACUACAGAAUAAGGAGGGGCUGGGGGCUGGGACAGUUAGGAAAUGUCACAUAAAGCAUGCCCUUUGCACCUCUGGACACAAAUCUCCACACAUUGCUCUGUGUUCUACUACUCCUGAGAAAAGAGAAGAAACUACAAGCUUGAGAUGUGUCACGCAGUUUUAGGAUCAAGACCAGGAAUUAUGAUCCAGUUUGUGACAAGGGCUUUCUGAUUCUCGAAUGAGUAUCGAAGCCAGUAGUCAAACCCAGAAUGCCCCUGGAAGUAGAGCCAUGUUCUUAAAACUCUCAAAGGCGUUGUCUCUGAGUGAUAGGCAUAACCAACCAUCUAGCCUAUCCGGAGGGAGAAGUACUUACAAUCUCGAAAACACAAAGCAAGGAAUUGCUUCCCGGAUGGUUUGAAAGAAGGCAGAGUGUCUCUCAAGGUGACCCCGUGUACUCUUUGUGUCUCUCAAGGUGACCCCGUGUACUCUUUGUGUCUCUCAAGGUGACCCCGUGUACUCUUUGCUACCUGGGAAUCGUUUUCAUACCUCUUUCUCACAUUCCUUCUGCGGGAAGUCUUUGCAGGUAUUUUGACUUAAAGUAUAAUUAAAUUGGGAGUUCUUUAAGUGAGGAGAAAACUUUACAUGUAAUUCAAAACAGCCUCCCCUGUGGUUUGCUUAGAAUCCUCCAUUCAUCUGAGUGGCGGGGAGGAGGCAUCGUGUUUGUAUUUCACCAAGUAAAAGUCAGGGCUCCAUGCUAACGUUGGAGGAUUUCGAGUGAGCAAUGUAAAGGCCACUAGAAAUCCGUGCCCUUGUCUAGACAGCGUCUCCUGGGAAGGAAGGCAUAGCACUGCUCAGUGUGGGGUCUGCCCCAAGUCACGCCCAUCUCUCAGGUUAGAAGGGUUUUAGUUUUAUGUCCCUGUCAUCAAGGAAGGACAUCCAAAGUGUCCCCCCAACCCAACCUGGCAGAGUCCUAUCCCCCAUACCCUGUUUUUCUCUCCCGCCCUCUCUGAGGGCAUCAUGAAAAUCCGUGCAGACGGCGUCCAUUAACAUGUUAGUAUACAGUAGAGAAAGCGCUGGAAUGCUGGGGAGAUUAUUUUUCUAUGAAGGAGUCACUUGAGUUUGGACAGCUGACAAUAGCACGGACGCCUUGACGUGGUGAUUGUAUCAGCUCAACCUCACUGCACACAGUGUUUGGAAAGGAAGUAUGGGACUCAGUUUCCAUCUUCUUAAGGGGAACACCUUAAUUAAUUAAUUAAGACAUACAAGACACAUAGGAUGCAAACAUGUGUUUGCUGUGCCAGGCCAGAAAGUCGAGGGGUAUGAAGCAGGGGCAGUCAUCUCCCACUGCGCAAGGAUGAGACUCUGUUUCCAGCUCUCAAAUGACUAGAAGUUUCCGAGGGAGCCUGUGGGAAUGUAGGAAAACCAGGACCUCUUGGUGCCCUGUCCUGUGUGUAUACGACAGCCACUGUAAUCAGUACCCUAUGUAUGCGUCCACAGCAGACACCCAUCUGUGAAUAGUACGGUUUGUAAUCUUCUGUUAUAUAAGAGGAUGUUUAGGUUGUACAUACUGGGGUAGAUCGUUGCCUGCCCCUAUACAUAGAAAACAUGCUGCAUACUCGUGCAUAACUUCCUUCUUCAUCCCCGGCUUGUACACGGGGGAAACUGUACAUUAGUCUUCCAUUUCCUCAUAUACCAAACGGGAAAAUUUUAAAUCUCCAAUGAAAUAGGCAAUUUCCUAUUCUCACUGCCCCCUCUCACAGCAGCGUGUGUUAGAGGCACAUAUUAAAUCAACACUCUUGGUUUGUGAGUGGACUUUCGGGUUUUUUUCUCAUUUCCUUUUAUUUCUCCCCCCGCCCCCCUUUGUUUAUACGAGGCGCCGGGUCGUGUGCUACCUAACAGGGUUAGCACCUCAGAUAAUCAUCAGGCUCCAACAUGACACAUAGCAAGGGGAGUGGGAUACUACAUGUUGCAUAUGUGUUACCGAUUGUAAUUUGUCUGUACUAUGAAGGAUGUAAUGGUUUGUCCACUGUCAUUGUUGUUUUCUGUAACAUGAUACGGAAUAAAGUAUAGCCAAAUCUGCA